AUGCGCUUACUACAGACAAUAUUGAAGAUCUCUUCGAUAUUACCCCCGAAAUCGUACCAAAAACUGUCCAGAUUGAUUCACGUUAAGGAUAUAUUGGGUAAUAUCAUGAGAGUUGUGCAAUACAGCAUUCAUUUCUUUAAAGUACUGGAGUUUGAAAACAAUUUUAUUGCUAUUUUGAUUGCGGUACCUGCAACAUACUUCGCCCUGUUAACAUUACAAAUAAUUAUGUUGUACAUAAACUAUGUUUGUGUAUUAAAAGCAUGCUUUAAGAGAAUUAAUGACAAUCUGGUGUACAUACAAAAAUUUGUAAUGAAAGAUAUGAAGCCACAUGCCUGCAAUGUGAUAUUGCAUACACAGAGGAAUCAAUUUUUGCUGGAAGAACUCGGAACUUUGAAGAAGCAACAUCUAACGAUUAGCGACGCAGUGCAAAUGCUCAAUAUGAUCUUCGGCCUGCAACUUCUUGCUAGCAUAAUCACGUCUUCCGUAAUGGUCACCUUUGAUUUGUACUUCUAUGCAGUGCGUUGGCAAAAUGGAGUAUUUUUGGGAUUGGAUUCGCAAUUUCUUGAUGUGCUUGUAACAUCCCUGAUAUAUAACAUUUUUAAAAUAACACUAAUUGCGUGGGCCUGCGAGACGGGUAAGAAUGAAGCCCAAAAAAUCGGUACUACCAUUCACGAUUUACUUAACUGUACCAAUGAUAAGGAAAUCAAAUGUGAGUUGCAACUGUUUUCUUUACAAAUAUUACACCGUAAAAAUACAUUUUCAGUGAAAGUUUUCACUAUAGAUGCGAAGCUUCUUGCAGCAAUAGUGGGGAAUAUUACCACGUACUUACUAAUCUUAAUACAAUUUUUAUACAUGUCGCAUUCUUGUGAUAGAUAA
Molecule: messenger RNA, 876 nt
Organism: Trachymyrmex cornetzi
Lineage: Eukaryota; Metazoa; Arthropoda; Insecta; Hymenoptera; Formicidae
Product: putative gustatory receptor 28b
Exons: 3
Coding region: 1-876 (291 amino acids)
Biological process (GO): chemosensory behavior; sensory perception of taste; male courtship behavior
Cellular component (GO): membrane; axon; dendrite
Source: RefSeq, a predicted model, not a curated record